Molecule: messenger RNA, 1858 nt
Organism: Mobula hypostoma (lesser devil ray)
Lineage: Eukaryota; Metazoa; Chordata; Chondrichthyes; Myliobatiformes; Myliobatidae
Gene: poln
Product: polymerase (DNA directed) nu
Exons: 22
Coding region: 1-1728 (575 amino acids)
Biological process (GO): DNA-templated DNA replication; double-strand break repair via alternative nonhomologous end joining
Molecular function (GO): DNA binding; DNA-directed DNA polymerase activity
Source: RefSeq, a predicted model, not a curated record
AUGGAUAACAACAACAAAUUUACACGAGAAGACGUCAAGAACAAUAAACUGGCCUUUGUAGACUGUGCAACACCUCAGGUGACACCCCGGGCCUACCUGUUGGACCCUCACCCUCACGGGGACCCCUCGGCACCUCACAAUCUUCACCUUGAAUGCUUCAUUGCAGCCAGCAGCUGGAAAAUAUUUGAUCCAAGGAUUGCUGGCUGGUUGCUGGAACCUACAGACACUUCCCCCUGCUUCAAGACUUUGGUACUGAAACACUGUGGGGCAUCUUCAGCACUGGAAUUGGCUCCAUCCAACACUCACUGUACAGGAAACUCAAAGCUGCAGGAACUGUGUGUUGGCCUUCGCAUUCUUCACCGCCUCAUGAUGCACGUCUGUGCUAAAUUACAGAGUCAACACCUUUGGAAGCUGUUUUGCCUGGUGGAGAUGCGAUUGAUCCCAGUUCUGGCAGUGAUGGAAAAUUACAGAAUUCAAGUCAAUAAAGAAGACCUGAAGAGAACUUCUGAGCUGCUGGGGGUUCGGCAGAAGCAGCUGGAGCAGGAAGCACAUCUGGUGGCAGGAGAGAAGUUCCUUCUGACCAGCAGCAAUCAGCUUCGGCAGAUUCUGUACGACAAACUGCACCUACAUCUCCUUUGUGAAAAAAAGAUUCGGAAGACAGACCUAAAGCAGCAGCAGUCAACCUCUGAGGCAGUGCUGCUGCAGCUGCAGGAACUUCAUCCACUGCCUAAAAUAAUCCUGGAAUACAGACAGAUUCAUAAGAUUAAAUCAACAUACAUCGAUGGCCUUCUGUCCUGCAUGAGGAAGGGAGGACAGGGUUGUGUGUCCCCUACGUGGAAUCAGACUGGCACUGUCAGUGGGAGGCUGUCGGCCAAGCAUCCUAAUAUUCAAGCAAUUCCAAAGCAGCCAGUCCAAAUGACCAAACUACAGUAUAUCCGAGGAAGGGAGGCGGACAUGAUAUCGAUCUCACCGAGAAGCAUGUUUCUUUCAUCGGAUGGGUGGACAUUUUUAGCAGCAGACUUUUCCCACAUCGAACUGCGAAUCCUCGCACACCUCACCUCAGACUCAGAGCUGCUGAGGCUGUUCCAGGAACCAGAGCCACCUGACAUCUUUACCAGCCUUGCUUCUCAAUGGAGAGGGAUCCCCGUGGAUCAGGUGAAGAACACUGAGCGAGAACAAGCCAAGAGGAUUGUCUACGCACUGGUUUACGGGGCAGGUAAAGACCGCCUGUCUGAUUGUCUCGGUGUGUCUGUAAUUCAAGCUGGCCAGUUUAUCGAAAGCUUCCUGCAGAAGUAUAAGGAGGUUCGCACAUUUACUCAGAGAACCAUUCAGCAGUGUCACCAGCAAGGUCACGUUGUUUCGAUCAUGGGCCGUAAGAGGUCAUUCCCUCUCAUCAGUUCGCAGGAUUACUGUGCCAGGAAUCAAGCAGAGAGGCAGGCUGUUAACUUUGUAGUCCAAGGUUCUGCAGCCGACAUAUGUAAGAUGGCAAUGAUUAAGAUUUUCACCAGAGUUGCCGCAUCCUCCUCUCUUACUGCAAGGUUGGUGGCCCAGAUUCACGACGAGCUGCUGUUUGAGGUGGAAGAUUCUCAGAUUCAACAAGUGGCAGAGCUUGUAAAAGGCAGCAUGGAAUCUCUGCAGUCUGUGGAGGCUCUUGGGGUCUAUUUGAAGGUCCCUUUAAAAGUGUCUCUCAGCGCAGGGAAGUCGUGGGGUUCAAUGAAAGAGCUGUGAGGUGUGGAGUGUUGCCAUAUGCCAACCUGUUUUGCGAAGCGUUGAUAAGCACCAGUUGUCGUGUUUUGGUUCCUCCCACUGCUGCCUCGCGAGUAACUUUCCUCUCUCUAUUUGGGAUGCUUGGGGGGCC